This is a messenger RNA of Loxodonta africana (African savanna elephant), 3467 nucleotides long. It is a transcript of the gene HECTD2, whose product is annotated as HECT domain E3 ubiquitin protein ligase 2. The coding region runs from base 1 to 2334 and encodes 777 amino acids. Gene Ontology annotation, biological process: protein polyubiquitination; ubiquitin-dependent protein catabolic process. NCBI's taxonomy places the organism in Eukaryota, Metazoa, Chordata, Mammalia, Proboscidea, Elephantidae. The transcript has 21 exons. The record is from RefSeq and is a predicted model, not a curated record. Gene Ontology annotation, molecular function: ubiquitin protein ligase activity.
AUGAGUGAGGCGGAUCGGGUGCCCUCGCCCGCCGCGCCGCCGGCGGUGACGGCGGCCGCACCCGAGGAGAAGAAAGGGAAGGAGCCAGAGCGCGAGAAGCUGCCGCCCAUCGUGUCGGCGGGCGCCGGCGCGACUGCGGGUUCAGACAGAGGAGGAGCCAAAGGGCAAAUUUCCACUUUAAGCGGUUUUGUUUCGACCGUUAGCCAGAAGAAAGAAGCUGCCGAAAACAGAAGUUCACCGACACAUCUUGUUUUCCCUAACAUCAAGAAUGUGAGAGACCUGCCACCUACUUGCCUUGAUGUUAGGCAAAAACAGCGCAUCUCUAUAGAUGCACUACCAUCCGAAAUGAAGGCCUCGGCCCUUCCAGAACCUACCAUUCCUAUCCAGCCCAAAACUAUGAAGGAUUUCCAGGAAGAUGUAGAGAAAGUUAAGUCAUCAGGGGAUUGGAAAGCAGUACAUGAUUUUUAUCUAACAACAUUUGAUUCGUUCCCAGAACUAAAUGCUGCAUUUAAGAAAGAUACCACUGCCUCGUUUAAUACCAUUGAAGACUCUGGGGUUAAUGCUAAAUUUGUGAAUGCUGUUUAUGAUGCCUUACUUAAUACUCCUCAAGACAUUCAGAAAACAGUAUUAAAGGGUAUCAUUAACAGCCUGCUAAGAGAAUGGAAAGGUCCACGAACAAAAGAUGAUCUUAGAGCAUAUUUUAUACUUUUACAGAAUCCUCAAUUUAAUAACACAUCUACGUACGUCAUCUAUGCUCACUUGCUACGACAGAUAGCUGCCUUAGUGGAAGCUGACCAUCAUUUCCUAGUUCACUGGUUUAAAAAAUUAUCCCAGAAGAGGUUCAAACAAUUGGUAGAAAGAUUGCUGCAAUUUAUUUCUUUACGCCUGUUUCCUGCAAAGCCUGAAGAAUUUCCACCUAUAGCAAAGUGUUCCUGGUGGAUUCCAUCAGCAUCUAAAGUGUUGGCUUUACUUAAUACAGCAAACAAUUUGGCUCACCCUCCCCUUAUUCCUUACACUGAUUUCUAUAAUUCUACAUUGGAUCACAUUGAUCUCAUGGAAGAGUAUCAUACCUGGCAGAGCUUUGGAAACUCUCACAGGUUUUCCUUCUGUCAGUACCCAUUCGUUAUUUCUAUAGCUGCAAAAAAAAUCAUUAUUCAAAGAGACUCAGAACAACAGAUGAUAAGCAUCGCAAGGCAAAGUCUGGUGGAUAAAGUAUCUCGAAGACAGAGACCUGAUAUGAAUAUGUUAUUUCUAAAUAUGAAAGUAAGGCGGACACAUCUGGUUAGCGAUUCACUUGAUGAGUUAACCCGGAAAAGAGCAGACUUGAAAAAGAAGUUGAAAGUUACGUUUGUAGGGGAAGCUGGUUUGGAUAUGGGUGGAUUGACUAAAGAAUGGUUCCUUCUUCUAAUUCGCCAGAUUUUCCAUCCAGAUUAUGGAAUGUUUACCUAUCACAAGGAUUCACACUGCCAUUGGUUUAGCAGCUUUAAAUGUGAUAACUAUUCUGAAUUCCGAUUGGUUGGAAUUCUUAUGGGACUAGCUGUUUAUAACAGCAUCACCUUGGAUAUUCGUUUCCCUCCCUGCUGCUACAAGAAAUUAUUGAGCCCUCCUGUCGUUCCUAGUGAUCAAAAUACAGCAGUCGGCAUCUGCAGUGUUACCAUUGAUGAUUUAUGUCAAAUUAUGCCUGAAUUGGCCCAUGGAUUAAGUGAGCUCUUAUCAUAUGAAGGCAAUGUUGAAGAAGAUUUCUAUUCAACUUUCCAGGUUUUCCAAGAAGAAUUUGGAAUAAUUAAAUCCUAUAAUUUAAAGCCGGGAGGUGACAAAAUUCCAGUUACCAAUCAAAAUAGGAAAGAAUAUAUACAGCUUUAUAUUGACUUUCUUCUCAACAAAUCCAUCUAUAAGCAGUUUGCUGCAUUUUAUUAUGGAUUCCAUGGUGUGUGCACUUCAAAUGCCCUAAUGCUGCUUCGGCCAGAAGAGGUUGAAAUUCUGGUCUGUGGAAGUCCUGAGCUGGAUAUGCACGCUCUGCAAAGAAGUACGCAGUAUGAGGGCUACGCAAAAACUGACUUAACUAUAAGAUACUUUUGGGAUGUUGUGCUUGGAUUUCCCCUUGAUCUUCAAAAGAAGUUGCUGCAUUUUACUACAGGAAGUGACAGAGUACCUGUAGGAGGGAUGGCUGAUUUGAACUUCAAAAUCUCAAAGAAUGAAACUUCUACUAACUGGUUACCUGUGGCCCACACCUGCUUCAAUCAACUUUGCCUUCCCCCCUACAAGAGCAAAAAAGACCUGAAACAGAAAUUGAUCAUUGGAAUUUCAAAUUCAGAAGGUUUUGGACUUGAGUAACCUAGAAGACUUGAAAUAUAAUACUUUUUAUAUGUAGCAUUCACUUCCCUCUUAUUGUGCCUUUUACCUCUUCAUGUUUCUGUCUCAAACACCUUGACACAGCUCACCAACUUUAAAAUGCUGAUUUUCUAAAAUCAAAUAUGAAGUAUUUCAACGAAGGCAUGAUUUUCUAAGAGCACAGAAAUUGCUCGACUGAGGAAAAGACCAGGUAGCAAAGAUAAGUGUGGGUCCAGUCCCUCUUUUUUAUAGCACUUUCCCAUUCCCCGUUGGCAGUUUGUCACAGGUUCCACUGGGAGAGCAGAGUGCAGUGGAGAACGGCAUAGCCGAGCCCAGUGGCAGAUUGUAUGCUGCCAGCACACAGUAGCCAAGCAGAUAGCUACAUUAUCAUCAAUAUGAGGCACGUAGCCAUAUUUUCAUAUAGAGGUAAGCAACAGUAUAAUUGCAAAUGCAGUUCACAGGGUUUUUUGAUAUACUGGCUUUGGUCCUGUAAGAUUCUUUUCACCUAUUGCUGAAAAGCAUGUAAAUAGCUACAUAGUAGCCUGAGGUCAUGGGAUUUUGAUAGUGCCAUUUAUUGCUAAAGAUUUAUUUUUACAAAGUAAAUUCAGGGUUUUAGAUGUGUGUACAGCUUUUACAAAUCAAUAAAGAUGAUUGUACAAGAGUGUAACUAUUUUCAGACUAACUGGAUUCAAGGUUAUAUUCUUUUAAAUAUCAGUGUUAGUCUGCAUGCACAUGGCAGUAAGCUAGUUACUUUGAGUACUCUGUAAUGUUUAUAUAAUGAUCAUUUCUUCCUAUGGGUCAGGUUAUUAGAAAAGAAAUCAGAUCUAAUUAAUCCCUGAUGCAUUAAGUCAAUUACAAGCACAAAAGAACAGUUUUUAUAUAUACACAUAUAUAUUUUGAUUCAUGUACAAAGCUUAUUUCUAAUAUUUUUGAUCAGCACUUGUACUGAAACACUAACUUACGGAAAAAGUAGGAUAAGAUAUUUGACAAAAGUGAAUACAAUAAUAUUUGUGUCAAAUGAUGUAAAAAAAAGCUUGGUAAAAAUGAAGUUCAACGUUUUGGAUUCUGAACAUAGUAAAUUCAAUAGUACCCUUUUGUGAAUGUUCUAAUAAAGUAGCAUGUGAAAAGAAACUAUA